This is a messenger RNA of Centropristis striata (black sea bass), 2710 nucleotides long. RefSeq names its product DEAD (Asp-Glu-Ala-Asp) box polypeptide 43 (gene ddx43). The coding region runs from base 226 to 2382 and encodes 718 amino acids. Gene Ontology annotation, molecular function: RNA binding; RNA helicase activity; ATP binding. The transcript is spliced from 17 exons. NCBI's taxonomy places the organism in Eukaryota, Metazoa, Chordata, Actinopteri, Perciformes, Serranidae. The record is from RefSeq and is a predicted model, not a curated record.
GUAUGGUAUCUAAUAAGUAUAGACAACUUUUAAUUUCCCCACUUAUUAAUGCUACAGGUAUACUUACAAUGUCGUAUUUUAUUAUAAAUUGCAUCGUAUGUUAAUGAUAUCCAACAUAUCUCCAAAAGGCCAAAGUCGGAAGUAGGAACUCACAGAAAGGAAGUGAACGCGUCUUGAUUGACAGUUUGAAGGCUAGCUGCACGCGGGUGGGAAGCCCAAUUUAAAAUGUCCGACUGGGAAGAUGAGUACGACGGCGACGGCGUUGCAAUCGAGAAGCCCGCUACUAAACCAGCUCCAACUCUACGGAAAUUACCACCUGUUGAGAGUCAAGGACAAAGUGUGUCUUUUGGCGUAAGAAACGGAAGUAAAUGUGGAGCCUCAAGAGACUGGAGAGCUGAUCGCGGCGGCGAGGGAUCCGAGUUCAGAAGUCGGCGAGGUGGAGGAGAAGGACGGCCGUUUCCCCGCAACACGGAGCGAGGAGGUCCGGGACGACCAGACUCUCGCCCGCCUGUAACUUUCGCCGUGGAAACUGCAUUAAUUGGAAGGAUAAUAGGUCGCGGAGGAGCCAAAAUCCGUGAACUUGAAGAGAGCACUGGUGCAAGGAUCAAGAUAAACAAAGGGGACUAUGAGGGUGAGGUGGUCCUCUUUGGGUCCCCUGAUGCCCAGCAGAAGGCCAAAGAGAUGAUCGAAGACUUGGUAGCAGAUGGCAACUUUCGAUCUCGCGAUGGUCCUGGUAGGGGGGGACACUAUGGAGGAGGAGGUGAUGGAGGAGUAAGGAAUAGCUCUGUUUGGUCUGCUUCAGAAUUACAGGCUUCAGAUGCUGCCCCACCCCCUGUAUCCAUAGACUGGAACAGCAUCCGGGAGAACAAAGGAAAGUAUGAAGAGCUCAAGUGGAAAGACCUUCCACCUAUGAAAAAGAAGUUUUACACUGAGGCGGAGUGUGUAUCCAUACUCACAGCAGAGGAAGUCUGUGAAUGGAGGAAGGAGAAUAACAAUAUAUUUGUGGACGACCUGAAGGAGGAGGGGGAGAAGCGGCCCAUUCCCAAUCCCUGUCGCACCUUUCUGGAGGCCUUUGAGCUUUAUCCAGAGAUCAUGGAAAAUAUUAAACAAGUUGGCUUUGUCAAACCAACACCCAUCCAGUCUCAGGCGUGGCCAGUGUUGAUGAGUGGAGAGGACCUGAUAGCCAUUGCUCAGACAGGAACAGGGAAAACCCUGGCCUACCUGCUGCCAGGGUUCAUCCACAUGGAUGGACAGCCUGUGCCGAGACAUGAAUGUGGUGGUCCAGGCAUGUUGGUGCUGACGCCCACCAGAGAGCUGGCCCUGCAGAUUGAAAUGGAGUGCAAAAAGUACCGCUAUAAGGGCUACAAAAGUAUCUGUAUCUAUGGCGGAGGGGAUAGGAGAGCCCAGAUCAACCUGGUGAAGGGAGGUGUGGACAUAGUGAUCGCUACACCUGGCCGACUAAAUGACCUGCAGAUGAAUGAGCUCAUCAAUCUUCACUCCAUCACGUACUUGGUACUGGAUGAGGCUGACCGUAUGCUGGACAUGGGCUUUGAACCCCAGAUUAUGAAGAUCCUCCUGGACAUCCGCCCAGACCGGCAGUCUGUCAUGACCAGUGCGACAUGGCCCACUGGUGUGAGACGAUUGGCCAAAUCCUAUCUAAAGAAUCCCAUGAUGGCUUAUGUGGGCACCCUGGACUUGGCAGCAGUUAACACAGUGCAGCAAACAGUGCUGAUCGUCCAUGAAGACGAGAAGAAGUCGUAUGUAUUCGACUUCAUCAGAAACAUGCUGCCCCAGGAGAAAGUCCUCAUCUUUGUUGGCAAGAAGCUUGUAGCCGACGACCUGUCGAGUGACAUGUGCCUGCAGGGCCUGGCUGUGCAAAGUCUCCAUGGUGACCGUGAGCAGUGUGACCGUGAAGAGGCCCUCAAGGACUUUAAAGAGAGCCGAGUCCGUAUCCUGGUUGCAACAGACUUGGCAUCUCGAGGGUUGGAUGUCCAUGACAUAACACAUGUGUUUAACUUUGACUUCCCACGUAACAUAGAGGAGUAUGUCCAUCGAGUGGGCCGCACUGGCCGUGCAGGACGCUCAGGUGCUGCUGUUACCCUGGUCACAAGAGAAAACUGGAGGAUGGCCCCUGAGCUGAUUCCCAUCCUGGAGCGAGCUGGACAGGAGGUCCCAGAGGAGUUGGUGCUUAUGGCAGAAAGAUAUGAAAAGCACAAGAGGGAGAAGGACGAGGGAAAUUCAAGAGAUGGAAGGGGACCACGGGGAGGAGGAAGAGGUUAUGGAGGAGGAGGAGGAGGAGGUGGAGGAGGAGGAGGAGGAUGGGGGAGGAGAGAUGGUGGAGGAAGAGGAGGCAGGGAUCGAAGCCAGAACUGGGGAUUCUAAUGCAUAAUAGUACAUCAGGAUGAAGCUGGAUCUGAAACCACCUGUGUUGUCAUUUCAUUGGAAUGUAAAUUAUUUUCUUUUUUGAUUGAUUGAGUUGUUGUUUUUUUAUUUGUGUUUGCUGGAUUAUCAUCCAUUAUCAACGAGGCAGUUCCACCUCAUGUUGUGCUCCUGUUUUUAAAAAUGUUCAAAAUGCACAAUUUUGACAGUUUCUUCUGUCUGCAACUCGCCAACCAUAGCAGUGUUUCCUGUCACUCUAAAUAUAUCGUUUAUGUAAUUUCUGUUUUUGGGCAAAAGUAAAUCUGUACAUUAAACUCUCCUUUUGAAGAGA